Molecule: messenger RNA, 1677 nt
Organism: Pipistrellus nathusii (Nathusius's pipistrelle)
Lineage: Eukaryota; Metazoa; Chordata; Mammalia; Chiroptera; Vespertilionidae
Source: the annotation of a GenBank genome assembly
AUGGCUCUAAAAGGACAAGAAGAUUACAUUUACCUUUUUAAGGACGCAGCGCAUCCCGUGGAUUUUCUGGAUGCAUUCAGGACAUUUUACUUGGAUGGAUUAUUUACGGAUAUCACCCUCCAGUGCCCGUCAGGCAUCAUCUUCCACUGCCACCGAGCUGUUUUAGCUGCUUGCAGCAAUUAUUUUAAGGCAAUGUUCACAGCUGACAUGAAAGAAAAGUUUAAGAAUAAAAUAAAAAUCUUUGGCAUCCACCAUGAUAUUUUGGAAGGUCUUGUAAAUUACGCGUACACUUCUCAGAUUGAAAUAACCAAGAGAAACGUGCAAAGCCUGCUUGAAGCGGCAGACCUGCUGCAGUUCCUCUCCGUGAAGAAAGCUUGUGAGCAGUUUUUGGUGAGGCACCUGGAUAUUGAUAAUUGCAUUGGAAUGCACUCCUUUGCAGAGUUUCACGUGUGUCCGGAGCUAGAGAAGGAAUCUCAGAGAAUCCUGUGUUCAAGGUUUAAGGAGGUAUGGCAACAAGAAGAAUUUCUGGAAAUCAGCCUUGAAAAGUUGCUUUUUAUCUUGUCCAGAAAGAAUCUCAGUGUUUGGAAAGAAGAAGCCAUCAUAGAGCCAGUUAUCAAGUGGACUGCUCAUGAUGUGGAAAACCGAAUUGACUGCCUAUAUAACCUACUAAGCUAUAUCAACAUAGAUAUAGAUCCUGUGUAUUUAAAAACGGCGCUAGGCCUCCAAAGAAACUGCCUACUCACCGAAAAUAAAAUACGGUCUCUAAUAUACAAUGCUCUGAGCCCCAGGCAUAAGGAGAUUUCCCAGAGGUCCACAGCCACGAUGUACAUCAUUGGAGGCUAUUACUGGCACCCUUUGUCAGAGGUUCACAUAUGGGACCCCUUGGCAAAUGUUUGGAUCCAGGGAGCAGAGAUGCCAGAUUAUACUAGGGAGAGCUAUGGGGUCACAUGUUUGGGACCCAACGUUUAUGUAACGGGGGGUUACAGGACAGAUAACAUAGAAGCGCUUGACACAGUGUGGAUCUAUAACAGUGAGAGUGAUGAGUGGACGGAAGGGUUGCCGAUGCUCAAUGCCAGGUAUUACCACUGCGCCGUCACCCUGGGUGGCUGUGUCUAUGCUCUGGGCGGCUACAGGAAAGGGGCCCCGGCGGAAGAGGCCGAGUUCUAUGAUCCACUAAAAGAGAAGUGGAUUCCCAUUGCAAACAUGAUUAAAGGUGUGGGAAAUGCUACUGCCUGUGUCUUACAUGAAGUUAUCUACGUCAUUGGUGGACACUGUGGCUACAGAGGGAGCUGCACCUAUGACAAGGUCCAGAGCUACAAUUCGGAUUUCAACGAAUGGAGCCUCAUCACUUCUGGGCCCCAUCCAGAAUAUGGAUUGUGUUCAGUUCCAUUCGAAAGUAAGCUCUAUCUAGUUGGUGGACAAACAACAAUCACGGAAUGCUAUGACCCUGAACAAAAUGAGUGGCGAGAGAUCGCUCCCAUGAUGGAAAGAAGGAUGGAGUGUGGUGCUGUCAUCAUGAAUGGAUGUAUCUAUGUCACUGGGGGAUAUUCCUACUCAAAGGGAACGUAUCUUCAGAGCAUUGAAAAGUACGAUCCAGACCUUAAUAAGUGGGAAAUUGUGGGUAAUCUUCCAAGUGCCAUGCGGUCCCAUGGAUGUGUUUGUGUGUAUAAUGUCUGA